CAGGGGUGUGCAUCAUUAACCGUGUGCAUCACGACUGGGGCGACUGCAACACAGCGGCCCAGCUUGCCGUUCGAAUCUCUUUGCGAAAGCCAUUGACAAGCUACGCCCCCGACAACCAACGGCGACAAUUGAACGGGAAAGAAUACACGGCUUGUAUUACUAUUGUUUCUGCACACUUCGCACUCGGUGAAUAGAAAGCCCGUCAACACAAUGGCAGCCGGAACCCAGGUCAUUGCCAACUCUGGCCACGACGACAUGAUUCACGAUGCAGUCCUCGACUACUACGGCCGGAGGUUAGCGACCUGCUCCUCGGACCGCACCAUCAAGAUCUUUGAGAUUGAGGGCGAGACACAACGGUUGACCGAGACGCUGAAAGGGCACGACGGGGCGGUUUGGUGCGUCUCGUGGGCGCAUCCCAAGUACGGCAACAUCCUGGCGAGCGCGGGGUACGACGGCAAGGUGCUGAUCUGGCGGGAGCUGAACGGGGCGUGGCAGCGCAUCUUUGACUUUGCGCUGCACAAGGCGAGCGUCAACGUGGUGUCGUGGUCGCCGCACGAGGCCGGCUGCCUGCUGGCGUGCGCCUCGUCGGACGGCAACGUGAGCGUGCUCGAGUUCCGGGACAACAGCUGGGAGCACAGCAUCUUCCACGCGCACGGCCUCGGCGUCAACUCGGUCUCGUGGGCGCCCGCCACCAGCCCCGGCAGCAUCGUCAGCAGCAAGCCGGGGCCCAAGUCGACGGGCAACCGGCGCUUCGUCACCGGCGGCUCCGACAACGCGCUCAAGAUCUGGGCCUACGACCCCGCCACCAACACGUACAAGCUCGAGCGCGAGCCCCUGACGGGCCACACCGACUGGGUCCGCGACGUCGCCUGGAGCCCGACGGUGCUGCAGAAGAGCUACAUCGCCAGCGCCUCCGAGGACCGCACCGUGCGCAUCUGGACCAGCGACCCGGCCAACCCGCUGCAGUGGAACUGCAAGGUCCUCAACUUUGACGCCGCCGUCUGGCGCGUCAGCUGGUCGCUCAGCGGCAACGUGCUAGCCGCCAGCGGCGGCGACAACAAGGUGACCCUGUGGAAGGAGAACCUCAAGGGCGAGUGGGAAUGCGUCAAGACGAUCGAGGAGUGAUGGCGUAUGCCAACCAAUCUUGUCGCGGGCCGGGGGGGGGGGGGGGAAGAGGCUUGGGCGUUUACGGUUCUUUCUCGGUCGGUAUUAGAGCUAAUGCAGUUUUGUUGCACUCGUCUUGCCGUACUUGACUGUGACGCUUCUUGAUUUUUUUUUUCCCUUCUUCCCUCCAUUGGAGAGGGGUAUCUAACUACUUGGGAGUAGUUGGGAGGAUGGCUCCCGUCGCGCGUGAAUUAGGAAG
Molecule: messenger RNA, 1363 nt
Organism: Thermothelomyces thermophilus ATCC 42464
Lineage: Eukaryota; Fungi; Ascomycota; Sordariomycetes; Sordariales; Chaetomiaceae
Exons: 4
Coding region: 211-1125 (304 amino acids)
Biological process (GO): positive regulation of TOR signaling; protein import into nucleus; COPII-coated vesicle budding
Cellular component (GO): COPII vesicle coat; nuclear pore outer ring
Molecular function (GO): protein binding; structural molecule activity
Source: RefSeq, a predicted model, not a curated record